CGGAACCCAUGUCGUCGCCGGACCACUUCGACGACUACUCGCCGUCGGCCACCACCGCCCUCUCCCGCCCCUCCCCUCUCCUCCGCGGCCCCCUCCCCGCCGCCCCGGCCGACGACCCCUCCUCCGGUCCCUUCGUCCUCGCCUUCCGCGACCUCGGUUCCUGGUCCGCCGCCCUCGCCUCCUCCAAGUCCAAGAUCGUCGAGCAGUGCGAGGAGGGCGCCCGGAUCGGCUGCGCGGUCGCCGCGUCCCGGAGCUGCGCGCCCCCGUGGUGGGCCCCGCUCGCCGGCCGGAAGGCCGACCCGAAGCAGAGGGAGGAGUGCGAGGCGCGCGAGAUGGAGUCCUGCCUCGUCGCGGCGAAGGAGAAGUGCGCCGGCUUCGCGGCGGACAAAUGCGCGGAGCCGUUCAUGGGCGCGAGGGUCGCCGUCGCUGACGAGAGGGUGGCGAGCGAGAGGGCGGUGGUUGGGCGGCUGAUUUCGCGGGCGUGUCUGGCUGGUAAGAGCGAAAGUUUCGAUUUGGGAUGGUUUGGCGAGUUAGGUUUGGACGAUUUGGUGAAAUGCGGACGUGGCGGUGUGAGUUAUGUGAAGGCUAGUGAACUGGUGGGGAGGAAGACUGAUUUUAGUGGAAGUGAUUGAGUUCUUGAUCUUGCCGGUUCGAUGAGGGCAUUGCUAGUGCUAAUUGAAGUUUCGAUUUUGAGUGCUGGAAUGUGAUUUUGAGGAUGUAAGAGAUUUUCCAGGUGGAAGUCGUUGUUGAGCUUGGAUUGUGGAGACAUCAAGAAAGUUGCAGUUUGGUUCGGAUGAGGGUGUUUGAGAUCAUCCAAACUAUCAAUGGGCAUGAGCCAGAUAUGGAACUCCAUCCUGUAAGUGGAGAACUUUCGCAUUGUUUAUUGUCCUUAGCCUUUCCUUUGAAGCCGUGAUCAAAAGAUAUAAGCCGUUACCCUCAUGGUUUUGGUGCGGAAUAACCAUCGUGAUUGCAACUUGUUCCAUUCUUUGCAUUUUAUAUGUAGUAGUAGCUUCGUUCAUCAAUAGCUACUGUUCACAGUGCAAUGCCAUACUCGGAAAAUUAAUUUGCUUUUGAUAGUUUGACUGAUGGGUCUUGAAAUCGGAUCAGAUAGGUUUCUGCUUCAA
Molecule: messenger RNA, 1124 nt
Organism: Eucalyptus grandis
Lineage: Eukaryota; Viridiplantae; Streptophyta; Magnoliopsida; Myrtales; Myrtaceae
Cellular component (GO): plastid
Source: RefSeq, a predicted model, not a curated record